Messenger RNA from Syngnathus typhle (broad-nosed pipefish), 1449 nucleotides. RefSeq names its product RWD domain containing 2B (gene rwdd2b). The coding region runs from base 187 to 1116 and encodes 309 amino acids. The transcript is spliced from 4 exons. Lineage: Eukaryota; Metazoa; Chordata; Actinopteri; Syngnathiformes; Syngnathidae. The record is from RefSeq and is a predicted model, not a curated record. Gene Ontology annotation, molecular function: protein binding.
ACCUUUUCCCGGUACGUAUUUCGAGUGCCACGCCAAAAAUGUUCGGGUAGGUACGCCAGUACACACUGGUGCGCCAACUUAAAUCUUCCGGGUGGAAUCGCGCUUGUGCGGAGUUUGAACGUGGACCUUUUGCAAUAAAGUUAGGGAAACCGAAUUUUAAAUGAAAUUCAAAACACACAUUUUAGCAUGUGGUUCAGGGAGUGGGCAGAGGCUCAGCUGGCAGAACUCGAGCUGCUGACAAGCAUGUUCCCCACUCGGGAAGAACUGGAGAUUGUGGACCAGCUGGCCCUCGCUGAGCUCCGGGACUACGUCGGCGCCGAGCGUUCGCCGUCGGCUUCCAGCGAGAGCCCACCACAACCGGCACCAUCUCCCUCUUCCAGACCCCAGUUCGUCAUCAAGCAGAAGCUGGAUGAUGACAAAACGAGAGACGCGGAGGGGGUGGCCUUUAUUCUCUCCUGCACGUAUCCACCAGAGUAUCCGAGUGUGGUCCCGGAGUUAACGGUUCGUUGUUGCAAGCUGAGUCGUGCCCAGCAGGCCCAGGUCCAUGCAGGACUCAAUACGCACCUGGCGGACACCUGCCUGGGAGAAGCGUGCGUGCUGUCGGCGUUGGAAUGGCUCAGGGACAACUUGCGUGCUUUCGUUGACAAAAGCUUAGCGGCCGUGGCGGCGCCACCUCCUCCUCCUCCCGAAAAGGACGUGGAGGCCUUCAGUCGGCUGUGGAUCUACAGCCACCACAUCUACAACAGCACCAAGAGGAAGAACAUCGUGGAGUGGGCCAAAGAGCUCGGACUAUCAGGUUUCAGCAUGCCCGGCAAACCUGGGAUUGUGUGUGUGGAAGGUCCACAGGCGGCUUGCGAGGAGUUCUGGUCCAGAGUUAAGAACCUGACGUGGAAACGGAUCACCAUUCGACACCGCGAGGACGUCCGUCUGCAGGAGGCGCCCGGCGUCCAAAGCAUCGACUCCCUGCGCAAGUUCUCCGGGUUCGAGGAGGCGGCCUUCGACCCGCGCGGGAGCCGAGGGAACCACAUGGACCUGGGUCUGCUCUAUCAGUUCUUGCGGGAGAAAGGCUGCUGCGAAGUCUUUCAGAUGUACUUUGGCGUCGAGGGGAGGAGGUAGUCCCCCCCGUGAAGCGCCGGGCUCGGGUGCCGAGCAUUGAUUGCGCAGCUUCGUCACGUGGACAAAGCGGACAAACUGGACCGCCUGGGCCCAGUUAGCACAAUUCUAAAUCCCAGAACAGGCUUUGCAAUUAAGUCACCAAACUUGACCAGAGAUUUGCUGUUUGCACAUUUAAUAGCAGCGCACGGCCCGCGGAAGCAGCUCGAUUGGUAAAUGGUGACUGUAAAGAUUGGAUCUGAAGAAUUAUAGAUAAGAAAAUCUCAUUUUCUUUUAAUGAACACUAAGGUAGAGCAAUCAGUGAGCAAACUCCAAUUAAAACUUGUGAUUAUUCAA